AUGUCUAGAAAAAAUUCCGUAGGAACUUGUGAUGGACUUUUUGAAGAAAUAAAAACUCCUCAAGUGGAUUUUAUCGCAGAAAUCCCUAAUCUAGAGACAGAGGAAGUACCCAGUAGAGGCAGACGAAGAAGUAGUGUCAUGUCCUCAACAAGUAGUUUAAAUGCAGAAAGUAAAUCCGGGUGGAAAUCAUUGGUUGACGCCACAGACGAGUUUGGUAAAGAUUCUAAAAAGCUAUAUAAAUUUAUCAAACGACGAUUGAGUAGCAAGAAGAAGAAGCGAGAAACAGAAGUGAAAGCUAUCAGUAUUGUUCCAGACGAGGAAGAGAAUAUGAAAUGGGCAAACCGACCAUCAACGCGGUCACCACCAUGUAGUGCUCACAGUCGUACGAGUACAGGAACGGGGACAUCCAGCGUAGGAAGUAAAGAUGACGACGGAAUUGAAACAGUUCAUGAUAUGGAUGAUGAAUAUAAUGUUUUUCAUGGUUGUUAACACCGAAAACCUUACUGCAGAUCUUUAUGGUGCUAACUGGUAGCCUUUUGUCAAGCAAGACAAAGUCAGUGACAUAAUUUAUUAUCUUAGUCCCAACUCCACGUUUUAACUUGGAAUUGUAAACCUAGUAUUAACUGUACAUUUAAAGUGUGUGUGAUAGAUAAAACUUAAAGUGCAAAUUGCUGAGUGCAUUGGACACUAAUAUUUUAAAUAAAUUCAUUAAAAUGGACCGCAGUGGAAAGCCCCGCAACUAUGAAAUACAUUCUGUCUGAAU
Messenger RNA from Lottia gigantea (owl limpet), 763 nucleotides. RefSeq lists its product as hypothetical. The record is from RefSeq and is a predicted model, not a curated record. NCBI's taxonomy places the organism in Eukaryota, Metazoa, Mollusca, Gastropoda, Lottiidae. The transcript has 4 exons. Bases 1 to 489 code for a protein of 162 amino acids.